GUGUGUGGUAGUCGUGCGAAGAAUGCGGAGAAUCGUCUGCAGGUCGGUUCAUAUCAUACCAUCUCAUCUCAUCCCAUCCCAUCCCACCAUCUCAUCCAUCUAAUGUCAACCUCAAUCGACCCUUCAGUCGGCACACCCACUGCUGAGCAAACAGCAACAUACGCAACACGAGCAAAGGCCACAAUCGAUAAGCAAAAAUCAAUCCUCUUCCGCAUCAAGCUACAGGAUGCUGCCGGCAAACAUGUCCCCGUCUAUGAGGUCGCCAACAAGACCAUCGGAUUCUUUUGCAGUGCCGGUCGCUAUGCCGUCUGCCAGGAGCUAUCAACUAUCGUGGAUCGCUUUUUAGAGUGCCACCCUGAUUUUGUGCUUAUCUACGUCUCACUCGACACCACGGAGGCAGCAUUUAACAAGACAUUAGAGGCACAUCCGCGCUGGCUAGCGAUCCCCUUCAACGAUCCAAUCAAAAUUGACAUCUUGAACGAAUGGCAAACCAAGGGGGUACCAUGUCUGCACAUCUACGACCCACUCGCACACGAGAUCCUAACCAGCUGGGGUGGAUCGUGCCUACGAUUCAAUUUCGACCAUUGCUUUGAGGAGUGGAGACAAGGUGGCCACGGCAUUUCGUAUUGGCAGAUCAUCAAAGGCUGGUGGUAUUACAAUGCUCCCGUGGGUAUCUUCAAGGACAUGACGGACCAGGAGCUGACUGCAUAUGGCUUUCCCAUCCUCCAAGACAAUAAGAGCAGCAGUAGCGGCAGUGGCAGUGGCAUUGGCGGCAGCAGCAAUGAGCAAGAGCGCCUGGAGUCGAAGAAGGACAAGUAAUUAGCCGCCAUAGUCAUCCCAUUAUUAAAGAAGGGGACCCCGCCCAAAACCAUGUUCGUGUUCUCAACCUAUGUGGGGUCCCAUGAAGAAUGAAAUGUCGUAUGUGCUGCAAUGCCUUGACCUGCACCGCGGUCGGACUCUUUUUUUUUUUUUUCCUUCACCUCAUUCCUUCAUUCCUUUUUUCUUUUCUUUCUUCGUUUUUCCCAACCCACUCCUUCCUUUCGUCCGUUCCUCUAUUUUCCUUUUUUCCUCUCCAUCAUUCAUCAUCUUCGUAACCCUUCUUGUAUCGUUUUUUCAGGUAAUUGGCGCUGGAAUAUUGACUGGACUGAACGGACCUUGGCACCUGCAUACAUAUCGGACCAGCGUGUGGUCUGACUCUAAAGCCUCCGAGCAUUUCUCAGGAGGAAAAAAGAAAAAAGAAAAAAGAAAAAAACGCC
Messenger RNA from Gamsiella multidivaricata, 1256 nucleotides. RefSeq lists its product as uncharacterized. The coding region runs from base 103 to 819 and encodes 238 amino acids. NCBI's taxonomy places the organism in Eukaryota, Fungi, Mortierellomycota, Mortierellomycetes, Mortierellales, Mortierellaceae. The transcript has 3 exons. The record is from RefSeq and is a predicted model, not a curated record.